GAGUCUGCUCCUCGCUCCUCCUGUGUUGGCUUUCAGCCCCAUGGCGCUCUGGUUGACUGUGGUCAUUGCUUUCACCUGCCUUAGUGGCCUUGCCUCCCCAGGUCCUGUGCGUAACUUAACAACCACCAAGGAGCUCAUUGAGGAACUGGCCAACAUCACCCAGAAUCAGGCAUCCCUCUGCAAUGGCAGCAUGGUAUGGAGCGUCAACCGGACCGCCAGCAUGUACUGUGCAGCUCUGGAAUCUCUGAUCAGUGUCUCCAACUGCAGCGCCAUCCACAGGACCCAGAGGUUGCUGAAAUCACUGUGUGCUCAGGAUACCUCGGCAGGGAUCCCCAGUGAGCGCAGCCAGGACACCAAAAUUGAAGUGAUCCAGUUGGUGAAAAACCUGCUCACCUAUGCACGGGGUGUUUUUCGCCAUGGAAAUUUCCCAUGAAGCAUGAAAACCUAGCAUUCUUAUUCACAGAGGCAGACCUGACCUUUUAAGUUACAGAUUCAUUUUUUCUUCCAGAUGUCACAGAUUUCUUGUUGGGAUAGGGUGCAGGGAGGGAGGGAGACACGAUUUCCUUAGCUUGGACCUCAGCCUGUGCCACCUGCCUCCACCAAGCUGAGCCCAGCCAGUGGCUCUACACUCCGUGGACAAGAGGGAAACACUGCUUGGCAGGACUGCCCCCUUCUGAGACCAAACCUCUGCAUUACAAUGGGAGCCGCCUUGGAGGGGGCCUUGCUGUUCACAGGCAUGGCUAAGGCAGACAGCAGCAUCCCAGGCACAUUUCUUCUUAGUCUUAUUUAUUAUUGUGUGUUAUUUAAACAAGUGUGUUCGUCUGUGCUGGGGACAGGGAGGGACUGUUGCCUCCAGAACCUGGAGCUGGGGGCCCGACCAUGUGGGUGUUAGGAGUCCCUGGGAAUAAGCACUGUGUGUAAAAUUCUGCUACCUCACUGGGGUCCUGGGGCUGACACAGGACGGGAGAGAGGGCCAGAGAAGCUGCUCUUGUCUGCCAGGCAGCAGCUGGCCCUCAGCCAAAGAGUAAUUUAUUGUUUUUCCUUGUAUUUAAAAUUAAGAAAUAAAAUAUGUUAUCAAAGAGUUAAUAAUAUAUAGAA
This is a messenger RNA of Lutra lutra (Eurasian river otter), 1098 nucleotides long. RefSeq names its product interleukin 13 (gene IL13). Bases 41 to 433 code for a protein of 130 amino acids. Lineage: Eukaryota; Metazoa; Chordata; Mammalia; Carnivora; Mustelidae. Gene Ontology annotation, cellular component: extracellular region. Gene Ontology annotation, molecular function: cytokine receptor binding. The transcript has 4 exons. Gene Ontology annotation, biological process: immune response. The record is from RefSeq and is a predicted model, not a curated record.